GCUCUUAGUGUUCACCUCAGACAGUAGCAUACAAGUUCGUGCGCGAUUCAUGUGAAGUGGAAGAGGAGGAUCACAACAACGAUCAAGCAACAGAACACUGACAUCUGUCCUUUCAAAGUAUGAGCAGGUUCGCGGGUUUAUUACGGCGGACGUUCGGUAUGGUGAAAGAACAUGUUGGUACAGACCAUUUAGGGAAUAAGUACUACGUGAUACCCGAACAAAAAACUUGGAUGGGAAGAAUGGUUCGAGCCAAGCGGAUGGUGGUGGCGUCUAACCCAACAGAGUUUGAGUAUCUGGAAGGCAGCAUACCGUCCGAGUGGGAUGCUUGGAUCCGAGGCAGACGGAAGCAGCCCCCAUCUAUCGAGGAGCUGUAUAAGAACCAGUGCUACAGGGAGAAUAUCAAGGACAAGGCCAGGGAGGUAGAUAAGAGGGAGCAGCUCCUGAGAGCGAAGGAGUACGAGGAAGGCCUGGUGGCCGCUCCCGCCCAGACCCAGGUCAGAGGUCACGCCGCAGCCACCAGCUUCGGCCGGGAGGAGGUCAGUCAGGAGCCUGUCAGCACGGCCAACACGUUUCAGCCCGGGUCCUGGACACCCAACGCCAAGAAGUAGACCAUGCAUAACACACUGUGGGAUAUUGUGUGUUCAGGAUGACACGUGCACACCUAUGCUCCAAUGUGUGAGAACUCGGUUGUGGACUGGAGUUGGAGUAAAACUGCUACAUUUGCUCCUUAGUCACUUGAGUGAAGAAAUGCUGCUGGGAGCUCAGAUGGGCUUCAUGUCGUUAACCAGUACGAGAUUCCUCUGUCACAAGUUGCUGUGUUGCUGCCGAUUAUUGGUGCAGUUCGCUUGACUUAUCUAUUACUUUCUCUGGGUUAUAUGAAAAACUGAGAAAUAUAAUGAAACACCCUUCAUAAAUGUCAUAGUUAUGGAAUUAUAUAAGAUUUAAUAAUCUUAGCCAUGGUAAAAUCAGGUCUUGUGUAGGCAAUACUGUAGCUGGUCUUACUAAAGUGAUCAGUAUAAUGUGGAUUGCAAAUGAAACUGCCAAUGAGGGGGGAGUACGUUAUGUUCCGAGGCAGCUGAUGUAAAAUAAAUAUCUUCUGCAUGUCAUGAUGUCA
This is a messenger RNA of Hypomesus transpacificus, 1114 nucleotides long. RefSeq names its product NADH:ubiquinone oxidoreductase complex assembly factor 2 (gene ndufaf2). The transcript is spliced from 4 exons. Gene Ontology annotation, cellular component: membrane. Gene Ontology annotation, biological process: mitochondrial respiratory chain complex I assembly. Bases 120 to 608 code for a protein of 162 amino acids. The record is from RefSeq and is a predicted model, not a curated record. Lineage: Eukaryota; Metazoa; Chordata; Actinopteri; Osmeriformes; Osmeridae.